Leopardus geoffroyi (Geoffroy's cat) is the source of this 1374-nucleotide messenger RNA. It is a transcript of the gene ACTL9, whose product is annotated as actin like 9. The record is from RefSeq and is a predicted model, not a curated record. Bases 105 to 1355 code for a protein of 416 amino acids. Gene Ontology annotation, biological process: axonogenesis; cell motility. The transcript has a single exon. Gene Ontology annotation, cellular component: axon; NuA4 histone acetyltransferase complex; synapse. Lineage: Eukaryota; Metazoa; Chordata; Mammalia; Carnivora; Felidae. Gene Ontology annotation, molecular function: nucleosomal DNA binding; protein kinase binding.
GCCCUGCUCGCGUCUCAGCCUUUUCUCCUCACACCCCUGCCCCCCCCCACCCCCAGAGGAAAGCGGUCAGCCUUACCAAGCAGCCCACCCAGCCACCUGCAGCCAUGGACGCCAACCACUCGGGGUGCACGAAGCCCCAGCCCUCCCCAGAGGCCCCCAGGCCUGGCGCGAACCCCAGCUCAAUCCUGGCGAACGAGACCCUGCGGCAGGAGCCCCCCAGCAUGGUGGGCGACAGGUUGCCACCAAAGACCGGCGCGGUGGUCAUCGACAUGGGCACAGGCACCUGUAAGGUGGGCUUCGCGGGCCAGGCCCGGCCCGCCUACACCGUGGCCACCAUCCUGGGCUGCCAGCCCAAGAAGCCGUCCUCCCCCCGGCAGGCGGCGCUGGAGACUUUCAUCGGCGAGGCCGCCCGCAAGCGCCCGGAGCUGACGCUGGUGCAGCCGGUGCGUAACGGCAUCGUGGUGGACUGGGACGCCGCCGAGCUCAUCUGGCGCCACCUGCUGGAGCACGACCUCCGCGCGGCCCCUCGGGACCACCCGCUGCUGUUCUCCGACCCGCCCUUCAGCCCCAGCACCAACCGCGAGAAGCUGGUGGAGGUGGCCUUCGAGUCGCUGCGCUGCCCCGCCACGUACGUGGCCUCGCAGGCCGUGCUGUCCGUCUACGCGCACGGGCGGGUCAGCGGGCUGGUGGUGGACGCCGGCCACGGCGUCACCUGCGCGGCGGCGGUUUUCCAGGGCUACAACCUGCCGCACGCCACCGAGCGCCUGGACCUGGCGGGCACCCACCUGACCGCCUUCCUGGCGGAGACGCUCCUCGGCCCGGGCCUGCCGCCGGGCCAGCACGAGCUGGACACGGUCGAGGCCAUCAAGCAUCGCUACUGCUACGUGGCCCCCGACUUCCUCCAGGCGCAGGCGCGACCCGAGCGGGAGUGCCGCCAGACCCUGAGGCUGCCCGACGGGCGGACGCUCACGCUGGGCAAGGAGCUGUUCCAGUGCCCCGAGCUGCUGUUCAGCCCCCCGGAGAUGCCGGGGCUGUCGCCCGCGGGCGUCCCCGCCAUGGCCGGACGGAGCCUUCGCAAGGUGCCCCCGGAGGCGCGCGCGGACGUGGCCCAGAACGUGCUGCUCUGCGGGGGCUCCUCGCUCUUCCGGGGGUUCGAGGGCCGCUUCAGGGCGGAGCUUUUGCGCCGCCAGCCCCCGGAGGCCCACGUGGUGGUGGCGGCGCAGCCUACCAGAAACUUCUCGGUGUGGAGGGGGGGCUCUAUCCUGGCCUCGCUGCGCGCCUUCCAGGCCUGCUGGGUCCUGCGGGAGCAGUACGAAGAGCAGGGACCGCACAUCGUCUACCGCAAAUGCUACUGACCCCCGGCGGCGCGGGGGG